Molecule: messenger RNA, 3165 nt
Organism: Fusarium sp. VM40
Lineage: Eukaryota; Fungi; Ascomycota; Sordariomycetes; Hypocreales; Nectriaceae
Source: the annotation of a GenBank genome assembly
AUGUCACUUUCAGAGGAAGCAGAUGCUCUUGCUGCCAAGGUUGGCUCGUCUCAUCAUGGAACCCCCAGCUCUGCAGUACUAUCCAACGCAGGAGCCAAGGUCAAUGACUUGGAAAAUAAUUCAGGUUCUGGGGAGCCGGAAACAGAGAAACAUCUUCCCAGCUCAGAAUCCCCAAAGUUACCUGAGUCUGAAGCUGAUGGCAGGGAGCCUGAAGCAAAAGAUUUGGAAGUCAAAAAUGCAGCUACUGCUGAGAAGGGCGACGAGGCAGAGGAUAAGGAUGCUAGUACUUCAAAUGAGGAUGGAGUAAAAAGCCCCGAAGACAAAAAGCUGGAUAUCGAUUCCAAGGAUGGGGAGGAAAAGCCCACUGAGGCUAAUGAUGAAGGUAAGAAGGAUGAUGACUCAAAGGACGAGGAUAAGGAGGACGAAACAAAAGAUAUAAAGGAGAAGGAUCCAAAAAGUGGUGAUGAUGGCUCGAUGGAACAGGCCAAUACCACAGACUCUGAUAAGUCUGACGACAAGGGUCAGAAGAAGGAUGACAACGACAAGAACGUUGACAUCCCUCCUCCACCAUCUCCCAAGAGUCUCGGCGUCGACGACUACCUCACAUCACCGCCCGACAAAGCCAGCACUUUCCAAGAAAAGGACAGACCAUGGGAGGCAGAUGGCUACGCUACUACAAAUGGUCUAGAUUCAUUCGCCCAGACACAUGGAGCCUCUCAGCUGGGCGAGGCCGAAUGGCUACAGGUGCUUGAGAAUUGCAAUGCCAUGUAUGGUUGGUGCAUUGAUGGACCAAUGAAGCGAAUCGUUCGUGCCCCAAAGCCUGCUUUUCAACUCAAAUCAGUUCAACCACCAGAGAAGCCCUUGAAUGGUCCCACAACAGUUUCGUCUGUCGACCAUGGCAACAACAGUGAUGCCUCUGGCAGAUCUGCAGGAGGAUCCAGCACAGCAUCGUCGUCUCCAGGAACACUAACCCCAACGUCUUCUACAUCGGCAUCUCCAACGAAGCCACCCACAGCCAACUCAACAAGCCCUGCCUCUACUGAUAGUCCUGUAUCUUCAGCCAAAGAGAAAACUGGCGCCAGCAGAGUUACCACGCAAAAAGAAGCUCCUACUAAGCCUGUCGCAACCUCGUACCCUUCCACGUCAGGCACAGCCAAACCCUCGCGUCAAGGCAUAAAGCCCAAAAGAGUACUCCCUGACUUCAGCAUCAAUGACAACUCCCGCAUUGACAUCGUUAUCAGCUCGCAUGAGUUUCAGACUAGUAUGGCAACCAAUGACUUUAGUGCCUCUUCUACCUCUGCGUCUCUUGGAGGAAGCUACGGACCUGUUGCUGCCAGCGUCAGCUACUCGACGGACAGUAUGCACAGUUCGUCAACCUCAAACACAUCAGACACUUACCACAAGACCAUGAUCGCAAAGUACUCGUUCCCGCGGGUUGACUUGAAUUUCGACUCAUGCCUGGAACCAACGGAAGGUCUCAAACAGGCUAUAGCUAAAGUUGAAGCAACGAAGAACAUCAAAGACUUGCGUCAGUUACGUCGUGACUACGGAUAUCUAUUCUGCAAGUCAAUCACUAUAGGUGGCAGACUUAUGACGCAGGCACUGAUGGAUCAGUCUUUGACCACGUCAGAGCAGGAACAGAAGCAAUCCCUGAAAACCUCUGUUGGGCUUUCUGUUUCUUCUCCCGAGGCUUCAGGAUCGGUUAGCCAUACACAGGAAUCUGGCUCUGAUAAUUCCAAGUCGCAGGCUCAGGAUAACAAGUCCGAGUCACAUACCUUUGAAGCGAUGGGUGGUGACAGCCUAUUGGCUACUAAUCCCACAUCCUGGAUACCAACGGUUGGAAGCUACAAGAACUGGCGUAUUAUUAACCGCGAUGGGCUGGUCCUGAUGGCCGAUAUGAUCUCUGGACUGAGUGGUUUCGAACAUACCAGGUCGUGGUUCGAGCAAGCGGUCCCGUCUCUCAGCAAGUACAUCGAAUUCUCGGACAAGCUCGUGAAGAAAAUACGUUUUCGACUCAUGUCGCCUAAUCACGACCUAUGCCUCUCGUAUAAGAGGGGGUCAGACGACCCAGACUUUGCUACUCCACCGAAUUACUACUUCGGCCACAUACCUUUAUCCACUGUGAUGCCACUAGCUAUGGAACUUGAGCAUCCCGAUAUAACCUGGGGUCGCAUUCAGAUGCCCAAUGGAAAGCCACAAUUUCUAUUCCAUCCUGGAAGUUAUCGCGCUCCAGCCAUUUAUGGGUACGCUUCCAAUAAGGUCGGAGACAAUCUAUACGGAACGGAAUACGACAGCGAGUAUAAAAGCACGGUUUGGAGUAUCACAUCGCCCUAUGACGAGGCUCUGUGCAAUGAGUCGCGAGUAAUCAUACAAACUGUAUCAGCUGGAGAUAAUUCUCCAGCGAGGAUUACCGGGGACUCGGGAAAUAACGCGCCGUCAAUAUCUCCUUCGGCUCCAGUGACCUCUUCCCUUGUCGUUUUCCGCAAUCAACAAGGCGUCUUUGUACCCGCCAUGUCAGACAGCAAGGAUGUUCAUGUAUGGCGCGUAUUGAAGACUGGGGCGGCCCCGGGCAAUAAGGUCAACAUCGCAGAGGGAGAUCAGAUCCAGCUCGCAUGGUGCUUCCAGGAUCAAUACUGUGGCUAUCGAGACUUUACUGAGGACGCGUUUGGACGCCGCCGAAACACUGCUCCGCCAGAGUCUCAGAGUUCCACGCUAUACAUGAGAUUGCCGUGGCCGCGCUUUGAGCCUGUGGAGAGUCUUCCUGAUCAGGACAAGCCGCUACCGAACGCGCUGAUUAUGAGCGAAGCGUCAACGCCACAGGAUAACCCGUCCAAUUUCCUGCAUGAGACAAUUACGGUCAUCAAAGAUCAGAAGCACAGUGCAAAGGACAUUCUCGUCGAAGAUUGCAUAUUCAGGGUCGAUGUAGUCAAGAACCAUGGCCGUGGCGACGUUGAUGACUACCUGCUACGAGGAGUGAGCCAGAAAGCAAUCUUUCCUGAUAAAAGAGAUAGAGAAGCGCUCGAGAAGCAACUUGAAGAGGAGGAAAAAGAGCGGAAAGAACGAGAGGAGGCAGAGCGAAGAGCUGAGCAGACAGAAGAACGAGAGAGGAAGAGUACUGGCGAAGUCCUGCUAAAUGCAGUGUUCCCGAUUACAUCGCUAUUCUAG